Molecule: messenger RNA, 500 nt
Organism: Anopheles funestus (African malaria mosquito)
Lineage: Eukaryota; Metazoa; Arthropoda; Insecta; Diptera; Culicidae
Product: putative peptidyl-tRNA hydrolase PTRHD1
Exons: 2
Coding region: 144-500 (118 amino acids)
Molecular function (GO): peptidyl-tRNA hydrolase activity
Source: RefSeq, a predicted model, not a curated record
ACACCCGCCGAUCCUUCUAUCUAUAGACCUUGUGUGUAACCCGUUUCACCAGAAACGUAAACAAAACAAAGAGCCGGCUGAUUAUUGCUGUUUUUCACACAUUGUAAAAAGUUUGAUAAAUUUUGUACCGUUUUCUGUAAACAAUGUCGGCCGCAAAGCUGGUACAGUACAUUGUUGUAAAUGGAGAAAUAGCUAGAACCUGGCCUAAAGGUGCGCUUAUCGCACAGUGUUGUCAUGCCGUAGCUGCAAUUGGGCAUUUAUACGCCGCUGAUCCGGAUACCGUAGAAUAUUUUAAGGACUUAGAUAAUAUGCAUAAAGUAGUACUGGAGGCACCUGAUGCGGCGAAACUUGUUAGCCUGGGAGAAGUGUUGCAACAGAACGAGGUCAAACAUAAGGUGUGGAUAGAGCAGCCCGAAAAUCUACCAACAUGCAUUGCACUGAAACCGUACCCUAAGGAAGAGGUGCAAAAAUAUAUGAAGAAAUUCAAACUGCUUAGCUAA